This is a messenger RNA of Hippoglossus stenolepis (Pacific halibut), 3740 nucleotides long. RefSeq names its product aftiphilin a (gene aftpha). Bases 235 to 2751 code for a protein of 838 amino acids. Gene Ontology annotation, biological process: intracellular transport. Gene Ontology annotation, cellular component: AP-1 adaptor complex; trans-Golgi network membrane. The record is from RefSeq and is a predicted model, not a curated record. Gene Ontology annotation, molecular function: clathrin binding. The transcript has 10 exons. NCBI's taxonomy places the organism in Eukaryota, Metazoa, Chordata, Actinopteri, Pleuronectiformes, Pleuronectidae.
CGCCCCGGUGCAUGCUGGGUGACUGAGGCAGCGCAGCAGCAGCCGGUGACUGACUCAACCUUCACUUCCAGCCUGUUCUCCUCCGGUUCUUCUCCGGUUCCGCCCCGGUGCCGCCCCGGUGCCGCCGGCUCCAGCUGCAGACCCGCGGACCGUCCGGUGUUUCACGGAGUCAUGGACGUCAUCAGCCGGUGUGUGACGGUGUAGCCAGGAGGAUUCGUUGACUGCCAUAGAAUCAUGGAGCCAGAUGUGAUACGCAUGUACUCCUCCUCACCGCCGCCGAUGGAGGAUGGUGCAGAGGAAGAGGAAGAUGAGUUCGGAGACUUCGGCACCUUCUCUGCUGUCCCAAACAGCAUCAGCUUCACAGAGUUUGACACCCUUACCACUUUUAACCAGACCCAAGCUCUGACCGCCACCUCCCCGCCCGAGCUCAUCAACAGCAGAGGCGCAAAAGGGUUCGGCUCCUCAAACGGCACCCGCAGCUCCGCGAAUGAGCGCCCCAAAGCUAACGGCGUGCCAGCGAGCCACCUGGGCAGUUGUCCCUCAGAAAGAACUGAGACGAGGAAAGUCCUGUUCUGCUCCCCGGAUUUGUCGGUGAGCGACACAGUUGGUGGCGAGCUCGCUGACUGCAACGGAGAAGGCACAGCGGUGCUAACAAACGGGUUUGACGUUCAGGGAAGCCCCUCUUCGCAGAAUUCUGUCCUCUCUCAUAUAAAAGGAACGUCCACAGAGGACACAGGCAAUGUCCUGGUCAGCAGCCCAGCUGACGAUUUUGCAGACUUUGCAGCUUUUUCCGAUGCUGAAGAACGCCUCAGUCAGACGACUAACAACGAGUCGAACAAUCCCUUAGGGGUCAGCUGGGUGGCGGAGAUGUCCUGCCACGACCAGCACUGUAACUCAGAGCAGGGUACAAGUUCAGAGGACACUAUCAGGGACACAAACAGAACUGGACCCAACAUGUCCGGCCCUGAAUCCAUAUCUGCUCCAACGGAGGCCCUGGACCGGGGCUCUCACACAGACGCUGACUCUCAACAAAGGGAUGUAGCCUUUGCACAGGAGUGCUCUGCCUCAGAAGCUGUUUGCACUAAUGAAGCGCUCUCUCUGAACGGGCUGGACGUAGUUGACGGGGACGAAUCCAAAGCCGCUGCGGGCUGCAAUGGAAACGACCUCUCGCCUGACACAACUGCAGACAGCGAGGCGGGACAGUCGGACGAGAAGGGCUCUUGGAAUGAGACAGAGACAGAGACCGAGACGUCUUUUGGCCGGCCGCUGUCGACAGAUGCUCUGGAGGAGUACGGGGACAUCAGCACCACGGGCUCGGUGCCCUCCCCGCCCCUCCAGGGGGAGCCCUCCACACCCGCUGACCACAGCCAGCUGGCAGAGGAUGACGAGGACUUCGGGGACUUCGGUGACGCUGACUCAUUUGGCGGUCAGGGCUUUGCUGAUUUUGAACAGUUGGACGUCCAGCAGGAGCAGAGCACGCCGCACAGCUCUGCUCCUGUACAGGAAGUUACAAACACAAAUGAGGACAACGGCUUUGGCGACUUCAACUCCCCCAAUGUCCUCAGCAGUGGAAAUGAGCGGCAGGACGAAGGAGAGUUUGAAGACUUCCCUGUCAGUGACAGUUUCGGUAACUUCAGCUCGGCCGUUGAGGGCGCAGACGGCGAGGAGGAUGCAGGGUGGAGCGCCUUCGGGGAGCAGGAGCAGCCGGUGGAGGAGGAGGGGGAGUCGUGGGCAGCGUUCAGCUCGGAGCAGAGCGUCGCUCUCCCUGCAGAGAGCAGAGAGGAGGAAGAGGACAUAGAGGAGGAGUGGCAUGAAAGUGAUGCUGCUGCAGUCGGCGAGGAAACGAGCAGCACGGACAGUCAGGCGGCGUCGCUGUCCGCUCGUCUGCUGAAGCUGUUUCAGAGCAGCUUCCCUCAGAGCACCGGCGCCGCCCUGGUGGAGGACGAGGUGGCUUCACUGAAGAUCCUGCUGGAGCCUCCGGAGGACGAACAGCCCGGAGCCGAGGAGACGAGGUCGACGUGCAACAGGUGGGUGCAUGGCGGCGUGUGGACGCAGCUUCAGGACAUCAACGAGGCGUUGGGCCUCAGGUACCAGUGGGGCGGCUCGCACGGUAACAAAGUCCUGCUCUGCUGCCUCGGCAUCGACACCAGAAAUAUUCUGUUCACGGGUCAGAAGAAGCAGCCGGUCAUCGUGCCCAUGUACGCCGCCAGCCUGGGGAUGCUGGAACCCACCAAAGAGCCUGUGAAGCCCGUCUCCGCAGCAGAGAUGAUCACGUCCAUCGCUCAGGCGUCUCCUGUGGCUCCAGAGAAAAGCUCCUGUCCGUCAGACUCAGUGCAGCAGGAGGCGCUGCCGCCCGUUCAGUUUGACUGGAGCAGCAGUGGCCUCACCAACCCUCUGGACGCGAGUGGAGGCUCAUCUUUAUUAAACCUGGAUUUCUUUGGUCCUGUGGAGGAUUCGGGCUCCAACAGCUCAACAUCCAUCCCAGGCGUCGACCCUGAACUUUACGAGCUGACGACGGCCAAGCUGGACGCCGGGAGCUCAGGCAGCCGCAUGGCGGACGCCUUCGCCCGCCUCAUGUCCACCAUGGAGAAGACCAGCACCUCCACCAGGAAGCCGAGGAAAGAUGAGAAUCUGAGCGAGGAGGCAGCCAAAGUCAUCGCCGCUCUGCCCGACCUCUCCUUCAUGCAGGCCAAGGUGCUGAUGUUUCCCGCCACGCUGACGCCGCUCGACUCGCAGGCCGCGUCGGACUGAAGCCGGGCUCCCUGCUGACCCCGCCCCCUGACUACCGCCUCCAUGGCCCCGCCCACAGAUCUAGUCCAUUUUAACACUGUCGUUUUUUAAUUUUUUUUAUUUCUUGCUGCGUCGCAGUUUUUUCUUUCAAACUUUCUUGUUUUUUUUUACUUUUGCGCUUUUGUUUUUCCAAUAAAGCGAAAGUGUUCUGAUGAGGGAACAGCCGGACGACCACCUGCACAUCAACCGUACACGAGAUCGUUCAUGUAGUUUAUAGACGAGUUGUUCAUAUCCACAAGAAUCGUGUUGUAAAUAAUCAGGGAUCAAACGUUUAGUUUUUUAGAUUCUGAUUUUACGUCUGAAGGAAACAAAGGCUGAAGCUUUGAAUCAAACUGAAGUGGAAUAAAUAUAAAAAUAUAUAUAUAUAUAUGAUCAGUAUAAAACCAUUUAUAAACAUAUAUGAAAUCUAUAUUUAUGGACUGAGACCACCAGAUUGUUUUUACCUUCACUCCAUUUUAAUCUGAGUUAACCUUUGACCUCAAGUUGUUGUAACCCCUCCCCCUUUUCUUUUGAUUUGAACGAAGCCGACGUCCUGUGGAGCUUUGAUUUUCUUUUACUUCCUGGUUCGUGUCUCUUCCUGUGUUAUGUUGUGGGGGGGGGUAAAAGGGGACGUUUAGAUGAAAACCACUGAGUCUCUGGUGAAGGUCGACUCAUCUGAAGGGAAUCAAGGGACCAAUCCGUGACCGAAGUGCUUUCUGUCGUGUCGUCGUGGCUCCUGCUCGCUUCCGGCCCGUCUCCAGGAGGAUUUUGCACAUUGUAAAGAUGACGUGGACGUGUCGUCGUUCACUGUGGCUUCAGACUGUGAACACGUACAAUUCCUAUGGAAGAAACGGAAUCACUGGACGAGCCUGAGACGAGGUCGUCGUGCAUGUUCAGGUUCUUCAGACUCUGUGUGUAAAUUUGACUUUUAGUGUAAACGAGGAAUAAAAAUAAUUUAAGAGAAAACGUGA